This is a messenger RNA of Condylura cristata (star-nosed mole), 2200 nucleotides long. It is a transcript of the gene STN1, whose product is annotated as oligonucleotide/oligosaccharide-binding fold containing 1. Lineage: Eukaryota; Metazoa; Chordata; Mammalia; Eulipotyphla; Talpidae. Gene Ontology annotation, cellular component: chromosome, telomeric region; CST complex; DNA replication factor A complex. Gene Ontology annotation, biological process: DNA replication; nucleotide-excision repair; double-strand break repair via homologous recombination. Gene Ontology annotation, molecular function: single-stranded telomeric DNA binding. The coding region runs from base 516 to 1604 and encodes 362 amino acids. The record is from RefSeq and is a predicted model, not a curated record. The transcript is spliced from 9 exons.
AAGAAGCCGGCCGGAGGCGCGGGCGCGGCGGGAGGGGCUACGAGCGAGUCUGGUUUUGUUUCCGUUUCCCUCCGUUCCCGUUCUCCUUCUGCAAACCGGAAGGUGCAGGGGCAAGGGGGACCGGUAGCACCGUGCUGCUCCAAAACGUUUAUGGUCCUUGGUCCCAGGACCCCAUUAAAGCAUUUGCAGGGUACGCUUUUAUGAACAUCUUCCAAAAGUGAAGGCAGGUGUUCAUCCGUUUUGAAGUUGAUAUUUUGGGGGAAGGAAAAACUCGCGGGAGUGUGGAGAUUUGCCAUAUGAAACUCGCGGGUCCUCACAUGCCUCUUCCUCAAGCCCCGGGGUUUGACAGACUUGGACUCUCCCAGAGUUCUGGAUGCACAGUCAGGACCAGCUUGGGUUGAUGCCGAUUUAUUCCUUUAUAAAUGCUUCGCAUCCUGAUGUUUGUGUCUAUCAACUAGAUCCUCGGGUCCGUAAAGCCACCUAAGCUUGGCUGGAAGCUACAACUCAGCCUCCUGAUGCAUUCUGAAUCCAGGCUGUGUGAAGACGAGACUCCUUCCAUUUUGUGGGGUUUGGAUCCUGUAUUUCUGGCCUUUGCAAAACUCUACAUAGGGGAUAUCCUGGACUUGAAGGAAUCCUCCCAGGUGCCAGGUGUAUAUUUUUACAACGGGCAUCCGAUAAGACAGGUAGAUAUCUUGGGAACUGUUGUUGCAGUAAGAGAAAGAGAUGCUUUCUACAGUUACGGAGUGGAUGACAGCACUGGAGUUAUAAACUGCAUCUGCUGGAAAAAACUGGACAAUACUGAGUCUUCCUCAGCAACUGUAGCUGUGCCAAGUGCAAGAGAACGGAGCUUAACCUCACAGCUCAAGAAGCUACAAGAGACCAUUGAGCAGAGGAAGAAGAUAGAAAUUGGGGACAUUGUCUGUAUCAGGGGCUAUGUCCGCACAUACAGAGAAGAGCGAGAGAUUCGUGCCACCAUUUAUUAUAAAGUGGAUGAUCCAUUGUGUGACAUUCAAAUUGCAAGGAUGCAGGAGCUGCCCAAGCUCUACAGGACAAUCUAUGACCAGCCUUUCCGCAGCCCAGGCCUGGAGAAAGAGGCAGCACUAAGUCUCACGAGUUUGCUGAGUGAAAAAGCCAAAGACUUCCUUGUGGAAAAGAGAGUGCACGCCUUUUACCAGCAGGAGUUGGAAAUGCAGGAAUCGCUGCUCUCCCUUGCCAAUCAACCUGUGAUUCACAGUGCCUGCUCCAACCAAGGGGAUGUUAAGAAAGAUUCCACGUCAAAAGCCAUUCAUCGUGUAUUUAAGAACGCUAUAAAGCUGCUGCAGGAAAAAGGACUUGUUUUCCAGAAAGAUGGUAGUUUUGAAAACCUAUACUAUGUAACCAGAGAAGACAAAGAACUGCACAGAAAGAUCCACCGUAUCAUUCAAGAAGAGUGCCAGAAACCAAAGCACGUGGAGAAGGGCUGCCACUUUCUGCACAUCUUGGCCUGUGCCCGCCUGAGCCUCAGCCCAGACCUGAGUGAAACUGUGCUGCGAUGCGUGCUGGAACUCCUGGAGGACCAGAGUGACAUUGUCAGCACAGCAGAACACUACUACAUGGCAUUCUGAGGAGACGCCAGGCCUGAGCGGAGAACAGCCCUGCUCUGAUUUCAGGCACCAGGCGGAUUUACAGUUCUGGAGGCAAAUACGCCAUAAUACAAUGACGUGUGGCCACUUGAGGAAUGGAGUUUGGACACAUGCUCUAGGUUGGCUUCUCCCUACUGUGUUCUUGGGGUAAAAUGACCUUUCUUUUCAGUAUGACAUACAAGAACAUCUUUGUGGAUCCCUUGUCUGGACUGGGCAGCACUCAUGGAUCAGCAGGAAACAGGAAAAUAGGAAAUAGUGCUGGACUGAGUUGCUAUCAUCAGGGACAUCGAGUGGGGAUGCGGCUAUAUUGGAACCUGGCAGCCAGUUCACACAAAUCUACAACUCCCUACAACUCAGUCUAUUGGAUACGCUCUUGUGGGCUUUGAGGUGAAGACCCUUAUGUUGGGAUCCAGUUCUUCCUGAUGAGUAGCACCAAGCUACAAUUUUUUUGUGGAUCAGGCACCAGCAGUGUCCUGGAUUGUGGGGUGAAUGUGAUGUAUAGUCCCACCCAGGGUUAGAAUAAACAGAUCUAAGGCACAGCUCUGUGCUUCUUCCUAUUUUCCUUCUUAAUUGGAAGU